CCGAUUACUGAUGAUGGUAUCAACACCAAGGAGUUCCUGGACGCGGCCAGCGGCGCUGUUGACGAAAUUCCAAAUCUAGAUGAGUUGGGCUCGACUGCGUUUGCACCAGUCAAGUCGGACAUUAGCGGCAAUAUUGCCAAGGUCCAGGCCAAGCUUAACAGCGACCCUGUCAAGUACAAUACACUCGAAAAGAUCGUCCUUGAUGAGGCGGGUACCAAGGAUCGCACUGCCACGCAGGGUCUGUUGUGGUUGAAGAGGGGACUCGAGUUCACCGCUCUAGGUCUGAGCAAGAACCUGUCGAACACGUCGGAGGAGCUGUCCAAGUCGUUCACGGAUGCGUACCAGGCGACGCUGAAGCAGUUCCACAACUUUGUGGUCAAGGGCGUGUUCAGCCUGGCUAUGAAGGCGUGCCCGUACCGCAAGGACUUUUAUGUCAAGCUGGGCGGCGACAACGACCAGGUAUACGGUGAGCUGAAGGUGUGGGUCGAUGCGCUCCAAACGCAGCUUAACCAGCUCAACGUACUGUACGCCAAGGGAUCGUACGACAAGGGUCUGUAG
Molecule: messenger RNA, 558 nt
Organism: Linderina pennispora
Lineage: Eukaryota; Fungi; Kickxellomycota; Kickxellomycetes; Kickxellales; Kickxellaceae
Product: glycolipid transfer protein
Exons: 3
Biological process (GO): intermembrane lipid transfer; ceramide transport
Cellular component (GO): cytoplasm; membrane; cytosol
Molecular function (GO): ceramide 1-phosphate transfer activity; ceramide 1-phosphate binding
Source: RefSeq, a predicted model, not a curated record